GCUGGAUGCUGCAGGCUGUGUCCGCAGCUGCUGGGGUGGCAGGGACAGCUCUGACCCUCUCAGGGGCUCUGGGUCCAUGCGCCCCGCUGCCUGUCUCUGCUGCUAGACCUGCUUCACUGCUGUCUCCGGUGUGGAAGUCACCCUGUCUCUUUUGGUUCAGGCCUUGAGCUGCUUGGAGUCCCAGCUGGAGUAACCAUGACCCGUUGGACGUCCCUCAAGGCCUCCAGGCCACACAAACCCACCCCCAGCAAUCUGGCAGCCUCCUGCCGGCAUCAGUGUACCCCGACCCUGGCACCUCCCCUUGGAGGGUCCAGGAGUGUGGGGCUGAGCUGUCUCCCUGGCACAGGGAGUCCUUGGGGUCCCCACCACCGCCGGCUCCCUGCUUCCUGGCCCAGACAGAAGCAGCAUCCGCCAUUCCAGCCUCCGGCCUCAGCUCCUCCAGUCCAUGGAGCUGUCCUACCUGGAGCCGGCCUGGGGGCGAGAAGCCAGGGCUGCCCUAUCCCCGGGAUGACCGCAGCCAGCCGGGCCAACCCCUACAGCAUUGUGUCAUCAGAGGAGGACGGGCUGCACCUGGUCACCAUGUCGGGCGCCAAUGGCUUUGGCAAUGGCAAAGUUCACACACGGCGCAGGGGCCGAAACCGCUUCGUCAAGAAGAACGGCCAGUGCAACAUCGAGUUUGCCAACAUGGAUGAGAAGUCGCAGCGCUACCUGGCUGACAUGUUCACCACCUGUGUGGACAUCCGCUGGCGCUACAUGCUGCUCAUCUUCUCGCUGGCCUUCCUCGCCUCCUGGCUGCUGUUCGGCGUCAUCUUCUGGGUUAUCGCUGUGGCCCAUGGUGACCUGGAGCCAGCCGAGGACCGUGGCCGUACACCCUGUGUGUUGCAGGUGCAUGGCUUCAUGGCAGCCUUCCUGUUCUCCAUUGAAACGCAGACUACCAUCGGCUACGGGCUGCGCUGUGUGACAGAGGAGUGUCCGGUGGCCGUCUUCAUGGUGGUGGCACAGUCCAUUGUGGGCUGCAUCAUUGACUCCUUCAUGAUUGGCGCCAUCAUGGCCAAGAUGGCGCGGCCCAAGAAGCGGGCACAGACGCUGCUGUUCAGCCAUAAUGCGGUCGUAGCGCUGCGCGACGGCAAGCUCUGCCUCAUGUGGCGCGUGGGCAACCUGCGCAAGAGCCACAUUGUGGAGGCCCAUGUACGGGCCCAGCUCAUCAAGCCGAGGGUCACGGAGGAGGGCGAAUACAUCCCGCUGGACCAGAUCGACAUUGAUGUGGGCUUCGACAAGGGCCUUGACCGCAUCUUCCUGGUGUCGCCCAUCACCAUCCUGCAUGAGAUUGACGAGGCCAGUCCGCUAUUUGGCAUCAGCCGGCAGGACCUGGAGACAGAUGACUUUGAGAUCGUGGUCAUCCUGGAGGGGAUGGUAGAGGCCACGGCCAUGACCACACAAGCCCGAAGUUCCUACCUGGCCAAUGAGAUCUUGUGGGGUCACCGCUUUGAGCCUGUCCUCUUUGAGGAGAAGAACCAGUACAAGAUAGAUUACGCACACUUCCACAAAACCUAUGAGGUGCCCUCCACUCCCCGCUGCAGUGCCAGGGACCUGGUGGAGAACAAGUUCCUGCUGCCCAGUGCCAACUCCUUUUGCUAUGAGAACGAGCUGGCCUUCGUGAGCCGUGACGAGGAGGACGAAGCCGAUGAAGACCAAGAAGGCAGCAGCCCUCAAGCUCGGCAUGACUUUGAUAGACCCCAGGCUGGCGGCAGUGCCCUUGAGCAGCGGCCCUACAGACGGGAGUCAGAGAUCUGACCUGCUGUUAGCCACGGUGCUGCAUCUGCCCAGCCAGGGAGAGGCCCGCAUCCCCGAGGGCCCAGGGCUGGGGUAGAAUGGACCAGGCACUCUGGUUGCAGACUCAGUAGUGUUUUAGAUGCUUUAUGUAUCUUCACGAUGGGCCCAGACGGUGGGCGGGAGAGUGGGUGGCUGGUGCUGGCAACCCCCAGCUCAGAGGCCCAAGCAGGCCCAGGGGCCAGGAGGUGGCCUCCCUGGGGUUGGACCUUCUGCCCGAGGAAAGGGCAGCCACCAGCCCAGAAAUGGCUCUACCGCUGGCCACCCAGCCUCGGGGGAAGGCUGGCAGGCUGCAGGGAACCCUGUUGCUUUGUAACUUGAGGAGAAACAAUGGGUUUUGGCUUUCUCAAUCUUAGCUUGAGUAAGACUGUUUACAAAAAAAAAAUUCACAUGCGAUUAAAAAUUUUUUUAAUUUGUGAGAGUACAAAAAA
Molecule: messenger RNA, 2261 nt
Organism: Pteronotus mesoamericanus
Lineage: Eukaryota; Metazoa; Chordata; Mammalia; Chiroptera; Mormoopidae
Gene: KCNJ12
Product: potassium inwardly rectifying channel subfamily J member 12
Exons: 3
Coding region: 196-1794 (532 amino acids)
Biological process (GO): potassium ion import across plasma membrane; regulation of monoatomic ion transmembrane transport
Cellular component (GO): plasma membrane
Molecular function (GO): inward rectifier potassium channel activity
Source: RefSeq, a predicted model, not a curated record